AUGCGUCGCUGGUGGCCAGCGCUGCACGCCAUCGCCGCGACCAGGGCGUUUCAGGGACGCACAGCAGAGCAAAGGCCAUGCACUCGCCUGCGCGCACAACAAAACGACGGCUUCGACCCGCGAUUCGGCUGGCUCGGACUGGAGCUCGGGUUUGUGCUUGCAGACGCGGCCAAGCAGGCGAUACGCGGGAAGACCAUUGUUGGUGAUUUAGUUAUCGCGGGCACCGACAACGACAAGCUGCAAAUCAGACAGUCGCAAUCCUACGUAUUGCGACGCAUAUACUGGCAGGGCGUUGACGAUGCUGGGAGCGUCAGGCAGGUCGACGCCGAGGCGCUGGACGAUCCCUGUCCGGCCGCGGGCUACGAGCAGUAUCUGUCCUUGUAUUCGCCGCGGUUCCAUCGCGAGUCUGGACCCGUUGUGGCGCGCCUCGACGAGUGUCGACCGACACGGCUGCGCGAGGAGAUCGCCGAGGCGGCCGUGCUCGGGAUUCCCGGCCUGUUUUGGGUCUUCGUCAGCGCGCAGCUUAUCGAGUACGGGCGCCAGACGGGGCGGAUGUGA
This is a messenger RNA of Pelagomonas calceolata, 558 nucleotides long. Lineage: Eukaryota; Pelagophyceae; Pelagomonadales; Pelagomonadaceae. The record is from the annotation of a GenBank genome assembly.